AUGAGCCCCAAGUUGUACGACGUUCUCAUUAUUGGCGGCGGCCCAGCCGGCCUAUCCAUGGCCAUAGCUUUGGCGAGACAGGCCUACUCUGCGUUGGUUCUAGAUUCUGGAGAGUACCGCAACGCAAGGGCAACACACAUGCACAACGUGCCUGGCUUUGAUCAUGUGAAUCCCGUCGAUUUCAGGACAAAAGUCUGCGAGGACCUGAGGAAGAGAUAUGAGCAUAUCGAGUUCAAGGCGGCCACGAUCAAGGAGGUGCGCAAGUUGGACAGCGGCAUCUUCGAGGCAAUUGACGACCAGGGAGACAAGUACACCGGAAAGAAACUCGGCUUGGGUACCGGAGUGAGGGAUGUGCCCCCCACAGAUAUCGAGGGCUACGAUGCCUGCUGGGCACGCGGCGUGUUUCACUGCUUGUUUUGCCACGGGUUCGAAGAACGUGGUGCCGAAUCAGUCGGGGUUUUGGCAUCGGGCAUGCUGACGGCCGCGGAGAUGAUUGCGCACGCAACACUCAUGGCUAAGCGCCUCGCCAAAAGCACCACGGUCUACACCAACGGGAAUCCUUCUCUACUGGAGCAAGUCAGAUCGAUGCUGCACAGCAGCAAGAUCACGUACGAGGACAGAAAAGUCGCAAGACUGGAACUGGAGAAUGGUUCGGGACCGGGUGUGAUUGUUCAUUUUGCAGACGGUACCAGCAAGAGGGAGGGCUUUAUUACAAACCAUCCCCUGGUUGAACAGCAGUCGCCGUUUGCGGCGCAGUUGGGGUUGGAAUGCGCGCCGACAGGGGAUAUUGUGGUUACGGCUCCGUUUAAUGAGACGAGUGUGGAGGGAUGCUUCGCCGCGGGAGAUGCGGCCACCAUGAUGAAGAGCGCUGUACAGGCUAUUCAGAUGGGUAUGUUUGCGGGUGUUGGAUUGGUGUCUCAGUUGCACCAUGAUUUGGACGAGAAGGAUGAGCUCUGA
Messenger RNA from Metarhizium robertsii ARSEF 23, 957 nucleotides. RefSeq names its product thioredoxin reductase GliT. The coding region runs from base 1 to 957 and encodes 318 amino acids. The record is from RefSeq and is a predicted model, not a curated record. The transcript is spliced from 2 exons. Lineage: Eukaryota; Fungi; Ascomycota; Sordariomycetes; Hypocreales; Clavicipitaceae. Gene Ontology annotation, molecular function: oxidoreductase activity.